AUGCAAGGGUUUCGCUACCGCCCUGAACUUAUGGAAGGCCUACCCGAAGAGCUCACCAAGGAGCUUAAGAAAUAUGAAGAUUGGUUCUGGCUGGAUCCGCCCAAGUUGAAGACGAUCUCUGAUCACUUCGCUAAGGAAUUGGAGAAAGGCCUUACCGUUGAGGGUCAGGAGAAAGGACGCAUUCUCACAGUUGAUCUGGGGGGAACCAAUAUCCGUGUAUGUGAUGUCUGUCUUUCCGCGGGAAAGAGAGACUUCGAGCAACGUCAGCGAAAAUACAAGCUUCCAGAAGAAGUCAAGACAACCACAAAAGAUGCCCUGUGGGGAUUCAUUGCGGACCGAAUCAAAUCGUUCCUCAGUGAGAGUCACAAUGAUACUAGUGCUUCUGAUUCAAACCCAAUACCGCUGGCGUUCACAUUCUCAUUCCCAGUAGAGCAGAAGUCUAUCCGCAGCGGCAUUCUGCAGCGUUGGACCAAAAACUUCAAUGUUUCCGGAGUGGUAGGGCACGAUGUGGUACCUCAGCUAGAAGAGGAACUUGCAAAAAGAAACGUCCCAGUGAAACUGGUCGCCCUCAUCAACGACACAGCGGGGACCCUCAUUGCAUCACGUUACCGGGAUCCGCAGGUAAAGAUUGGUAGUAUCUUCAGUACUGGCUGCAAUGCAGCGUACAUGGAAGAAUGUCGGUUGAUACCGAAGCUGCGCGAUUCAGCACUGCCCGAAGAUGCAACCGUAAUCAUCAACACCGAGUACGGUUCCUUUGAUAACGAGCGUAAGGUGCUGCCCUUGACUCCAUUUGACCGACAGAUCGACAACGAGUCCGCCCAUCCAGGCAGGCAGAUCUAUGAGAAAAUGGUGGCUGGUUUGUAUAUAGGAGAGAUGCUGCGCCUGGUGAUGCUGAAAAUGCAUGAGGCAGGUUUACUCUUCAAAGGGCAAGAUGUCUCACGUCUUCGGACUGCGAACUCAUUGGAGACGUCCUUUCUAUCUACCGUCGAGAUGGACAUGUCGGAGAGCCUAACCGACAUGAAAGAGGAGUUCAUGGAUAGCCUAAAUCUGGAACUGUCGCUAGAUGAACUAAAGGCGUGUCGCCUUCUUAUCGGCCUGAUCGCGAUGCGUGCGGCGCGUCUCUACGCGUGUGGAAUUGCGGCCAUCUGCAAAAAGAAAGCGAUCCGUCAGUGCCACGUUGGGGUUGACGGCUCGGUGUUCAGUAAAUAUAGUAUGUUGAAGGGACGAGUAACCCAGGGUCUUCGUGAUAUCUUUGGUUGGGACGAAAACAGGUUGGACAUGAUUGCUCUGAACUCGGCCGAGGAUGGGUCUGGAGUAGGAGCAGCAUUGGUUGCGAGUUUGACUCUUGACCCGAAGCUCACCGCAUCGCUGUCCUCGCUGGGCAAGGUAUGUUGGAUGCGCCUGGAGUACGAAGUCAUCCGCUUUACCAUCAUACCCGACCAAGGCACACAAGUGUGGGCAUCAAUACCAGUCGGAACCAUUUUCGACGACACGACCUACGAGUUAGAAUCUAAUUCCGACGCCAUAAACAUCGAAGUCAACAUCAGCGUUCUAAACCGAGCCCUGCGUUCCGCCUGGGGCUCAACACAUACACAGCUCCGCCUAACUAAAAAAGACAAAACCCCCCUCUUAGCACUAACAGUCCUCGCAUCAGAAUGGACAGAGGGAAACAUAGCCUUGGCCACCAAUAAUGACGCAGAUGGCUUUGGCGACGACUCAAACCCAGAAGCUCCAGCCGAUACGACAGGUGAUCGAGGACCACGCGAGCGCCAGACAUGGAUCACCCAAGAAAUCCCCAUCAAGAUCCUCCACGAGUCAGCAGUCGAAGGCCUGCACGAGCCGCACUGCCCAGACCCCGAAGUGCAUAUCAUCCUACCCAAUCUAGCGCAGUUGAAGAGCAUCUCCGAUCGCUUCACAAAACUUGCAUCCACAGAUAGUAAAAGCCGACAGCCCGGUGUGAUGGCGCCCGAAGCGCCGGGGAUGCACUCUGUUUCUUUCAGUGGGCCGGGCGCUAACACAGCUGCUACGGCACUGUCCACCAACUCGUCUCCCAAGCUUGAAUUAUCUGCUAAUAUGCAUGGUUCACUACGGCUGGCUAUUGCUACGGACGAGCUGCGCAUCGCGAGUGUCUGGUCUGAUCUCGUGAACCCGCCGUUAGACCCUGCGCAGAUGAGCCAGGAGCAGAUGAGCCAGCUGCCUAGUGAGCUUAAUCGGAAGCGGGAGGCAAGUGAGGGAUUCGAGUCUGGUUGGGCUAAGGUACGGAUUGAUGGAAAGGAUUGGAGUCGGGUGCUUAGUAUUGGGAGACUCAGCCCCAAGGUUGUUGCCUGUGAGUUUUUUGCUGGUGGUGUAAUUGGAAUUGCUGUUCGCUGGUGCAAGUACUGA
Molecule: messenger RNA, 2382 nt
Organism: Penicillium expansum
Lineage: Eukaryota; Fungi; Ascomycota; Eurotiomycetes; Eurotiales; Aspergillaceae
Product: Hexokinase, N-terminal
Exons: 5
Coding region: 1-2382 (793 amino acids)
Biological process (GO): intracellular glucose homeostasis; glucose 6-phosphate metabolic process; DNA damage checkpoint signaling
Cellular component (GO): checkpoint clamp complex; mitochondrion; cytosol
Molecular function (GO): D-glucose binding; glucokinase activity; ATP binding
Source: RefSeq, a predicted model, not a curated record